Lottia gigantea (owl limpet) is the source of this 1293-nucleotide messenger RNA. RefSeq lists its product as hypothetical. NCBI's taxonomy places the organism in Eukaryota, Metazoa, Mollusca, Gastropoda, Lottiidae. Bases 1 to 1293 code for a protein of 430 amino acids. The record is from RefSeq and is a predicted model, not a curated record. The transcript has 2 exons.
AUGGAGCAUGUUACCACUGUGGAGCCUUUACCCACUGGAGAUGAGAGUUCCCAGUUCUCAACACCUCACAGGCACCAAAGGGAAAGCCGCAGACUGUUACAUCUCAGCAGUUCAGUUGAAGACGGUGUUAAAAAUUUAUCAGAUAAGUGUACUUUUGAGUCUUUAACUAAUGACUAUUUUGAAUAUGAACAGGGUGUAGCUAACAUCCGAGUGAGGGGUCGUUUGAAGCAGAAUAUUGGAUUCUGGCGCAAUAUUGGUGCUAGUGGUUUUGUCUUAGACGUUAUUGAGAAUGGUUAUAAAAUUUCUUUUUACACAACACCACCACCCAUGAAUUUACCUAAUAAUAAGUCUGCUUCCGAGAAUUCCGUCUUUGUUACUGGUGCUAUUAUACGAUCCGAUUCAUUUAACAAGAAAAAAGAGGAUUAUAUUAUCAUCUCACCGACUGUUGGUUCUAAAUCCCAAUUGAAUGAUGGUGGUACCUUCGAAAUAAAUUCAUUAUCGAAUUGGUUGCUUCUUUCCGAUGCUUAUUUCAGAUGUGAUUUCAAAAUUAAAGAUGGGACUCCCAAUGAAAAUCGUGUACCACAAACUAAUACAACGUUAGAAAACAAUUUCUUUCCAUCUUCAUUUAGCGAGAUGGUUUUGGAAGCUGGUUCAAAUCCGAUAGAAACAAUUAAACACCCUGGGGAAUUCGACACAAUGUUGAAAACAGUUUUAUAUCCUAAAGAUUUCGAUUCAGUCUUAGGUUGGAUACCCGAUGUUGGCGAUGGAAGUGUUUUAAAAGAACCGGUAAGAAAUCUUGCAAAUGAUGCUGAUUUAGCUAGAGUGAGAGUUGUUGCUCGAAACACAAUAGAAAGAGAAGCACGAGCAGCUAAUCAUGGAUUCGAAAAACGAGUACUUCAGUAUAAUAAUGUUGUUGAGAAUAAUAAGUGGGGUAAUUACGUAAAUUGGAAAUUAUAUCCUUUAUUCGGUCUGUUGGAACAUAGAAAAGUUUCCAUAGGGUUACCAUAUAAAAUUCAUCUACAAAGAGAAAUCAACGAUGAUAAGAUAUUUUUUGGAGAGAAUGGUUCAGAUGCAAAAUUAGAAAUAACGAAUCUCCAACUUUACAUACCUGUCAUAACACCAUCAAUUGAAGUAGAACCGAGAAUAUUCAACUCGUUAACUAAAGAUAUUGAAAUAGCUUUUCUUCAUCGUAAUACGGUAGGUAGUAUGACUUUAACUGGAGAAUCCACCACGUGGCCAAUCACUAACACUAUUAAACCAGCAAGAUAUUUAAUGGUUGGUUUCAAGAACUGA